AUGUCUUUCCUUGGCAAUAUCAUUAUGGGUGUGCUCGGCAUAGUCGGUUCUCUGUCGCAGCAGCAGACUAACGGUCUUUCCGUAUGGGGAACCUUGAAAUGUCCUACAUUUCCACUCUUUUUGAAAAAUAACCCUUUGCCCUCGGGCUAUCCAUGGGGCCAGCUUACAGCCACUGCAAACAAUCCGUACACCGAGGCUCCAAACACUGGUGUCAUCCGCAGCUAUGAUUUUACAGUUACUCGUGGACAAAUCGCACCUGAUGGAUAUCAGAUGAACGUUAUUCUUGUCAAUGGUCAAUUUCCCGGGCCCCAAAUCGAGGCGAAUUGGGGAGAUACAAUUCAGGUCACGAUUCACAACAAAAUCACAGGACCCGAAGAAGGAACUGCUUUCCAUUGGCAUGGAUUUCUGCAGAAAGAGACCCCGUGGUAUGAUGGAGUUCCUGGUGUAGAUCAAUGCCCAAUUGCACCCGGGAACAGCUUCACCUACUCAUUCAAGGCGAGCUUGUAUGGAACAAGUUGGUAUCACUCGCAUUACUCUGCUCAGUUCGCUGGUGGCCUUCUGGGGCCCAUGAUUAUCUAUGGACCAAAGAAUUCCAACUAUGACAUCGAUCUUGGACCUGUCUUCCUCCAAGAUUGGUAUCACACUGGGUACUCUGAUAUCGUUGACGAAAUCAUGAAGCCGGGAGGAAACAUCAGGCCUUCCUCGCAAAGCAACCUCAUCAACGGAAAGAUGACAUUUGACUGCACAAAGAAGGUCGCAGGGGACAAUUCGCCUUGUACGAGCAACGCAGGAAUUUCGAAAUUCAAGUUCACUACCGGAAAGACACACAGACUGCGAUUGAUCAAUGCCGGAGCAGAUGCACUUCAAAGAUUCAGUAUCGAUGGCCACCAAAUGACCGUUAUUGCCAAUGAUUUUGUUCCCGUUCAACCGUACAAAACCAAUGUUGUCACACUUGGGAUUGGUCAGCGGACAGAUGUGUUGGUCACUGCCAACGUCGGUAAAUCAAACUCCGCCUUCUGGAUGCGCUCCAACAUCUCUUUACCUUGCUCCACAGCCGACCAGCCAAAUGCUCUCGCCGCUAUCUACUAUGAUAAAGCAGAUAACAACAAGUCCCCGACUAGCACUGCGUGGGAUGUCCCCGACCCUGGAACCUGCGCAAACGACGACUUGAGCCUUACCGUCCCAGCAUUCCCUAUCCAGGCCGCCACUCCUUCCACGACCAUCGCCCAGGAAAUCAACUCCUACGUCAACGCAUCUGGCACCUUCCUGUGGACACUCGACGGCACCUCCUACCGCGCAAACUUCAACCAGCCAGUCCUAUUGCAAGCCGAGACGGGUAACUUGACCUUCCCGCCGCAGUGGAACGUGAAGAACCUCGGCACCAACAGCACUAUCCGCGUCGUCGUCAACAACCACUCCCCUGCCCCGCACCCAAUGCAUCUCCACGGCCACAACAUGCAGAUUUUGUCCGAGGGCCCCGGCGACUACGACGGCACCACUGUUGUGCGGUCGAGCAACCCGCAGCGUCGCGACGUGCAGAUGGUGCGCGUCGGUGGCCACUUUGCCUUCCAGUAUGCCGCUGACAACCCCGGCGUUUGGCCUUUCCACUGCCACAUCGCCUGGCACGUCAGCGGGGGCCUGUAUUCCCACCUAAUGGAGAGACCGGCCGACAUUGGGAAGAAGACGCAGGUUCCGCUCAUCAUGCAGCAGACUUGCAAGGAUUGGCAGGCGUACACCAACAGAGCUGUCGUGGACCAGAUCGACAGUGGUGUGUGA
Drepanopeziza brunnea f. sp. 'multigermtubi' MB_m1 is the source of this 1776-nucleotide messenger RNA. RefSeq lists its product as uncharacterized. The record is from RefSeq and is a predicted model, not a curated record. Gene Ontology annotation, molecular function: copper ion binding; oxidoreductase activity. Lineage: Eukaryota; Fungi; Ascomycota; Leotiomycetes; Helotiales; Drepanopezizaceae.